Parathielavia appendiculata is the source of this 648-nucleotide messenger RNA. RefSeq lists its product as uncharacterized. The record is from RefSeq and is a predicted model, not a curated record. The transcript has 3 exons. Bases 89 to 526 code for a protein of 145 amino acids. NCBI's taxonomy places the organism in Eukaryota, Fungi, Ascomycota, Sordariomycetes, Sordariales, Chaetomiaceae.
UCAUGUUGGGCGAGGCAGGGCGAGGCGGGUUGCUGGAUUGAUUCAUUGACUGUCUGGGCGAAUUGGUUUUGGAGAUACACACGAAUGCAUGGCGGCAGGGGAAUGGGAUCCAUGUGCCUUUAUCUCUAUCUUCAUUUUCCCAUUCCCUCUAUUUCACCUUCUUGAAACCAAUUUUCUGUUUUCUAUGUCCUGCUAUGUGCCACGCUAUGUAACAAUCAAACCCGGGUUGGAUUGUAGGUUUCCGUGGUCUCGACCGACACAUCGCUGUUUCAGCAGCCAGUGCCACUCAGCAAGCGUGGCGCGUCUGCAUUCUGAAAGAGGCAUUGCUUGCCGGACGACGAAGGAUGCGAAGCGAAUGUUCCUUCGGACGGACUUCGUUGCCCACUUCGACCAGGCACUGGAGGCUGCAAACAAGAAAAAAUGCGGGGUUGGACUUGGGAGCCUUCUCUUGGUCACGUCGGGGAACUUUGCGGCGAGUGAUAAAGACAGGAAGGAUCAGAACCCCGGCUCACCUCCUGGUUUGUGAGUACUAUAGUAGCUCAGCCUGAUCGCCGCCCGCUUCGUUUUCAAACAAGUACGGAGUAGCCCAUUUCAGCUCUGCCGAUGGCGCCCCUCGCCCCAUCCUCACAUCGCUCAACGGCGACCACU